Pseudogymnoascus destructans is the source of this 1134-nucleotide messenger RNA. RefSeq lists its product as uncharacterized. The transcript has a single exon. The record is from RefSeq and is a predicted model, not a curated record. Gene Ontology annotation, molecular function: ATP-dependent diacylglycerol kinase activity. Lineage: Eukaryota; Fungi; Ascomycota; Leotiomycetes; Thelebolales; Thelebolaceae. Gene Ontology annotation, cellular component: endoplasmic reticulum membrane. Gene Ontology annotation, biological process: phosphatidic acid biosynthetic process. Bases 1 to 1134 code for a protein of 377 amino acids.
AUGCCUCCGCGCGCGAUCCCGGCAACUCCGAGGGUGAUUUCACCGUCGCCCACCCCAUCCGAGACGUCACAGGAUGGAUAUUCUGGUCCGAUGACACGCGCAUCCGCGAGAAAGCGCGUAAAUACACCUCAGGCUAUUCAUGAAGAUCUCGAUGACGAGUCAUCAGACUCCAGCACCGAUGCGACUGGCAGAAGGCCGAGGCCGAAGAGCAGAAGCCCGGUCAGGGUUCGCAAGACCAGUGGAAUCUCCAAUGCCCAGCCCAACGGGGCGCCAGAAAUACAAGAUGAGGCAUUAUUAAGUCCAGCAAAGCUGUCACCGUCGACGGCCUGGAGUUGGCGCGAGUUCAGUCGCAGCCCGAGCCCUCUCGGCUUGAUUCCGAUCCAUAAACAAUUCCGCGCCUUUAUUCACAGGCACGAAGUACCCAGGAAAGCACUGCAUGUGUCGAUAGGAUUCUUCACAUUAUGGGCAUACGUCUCUGGAAAGCAAACCAGCGCCAUCCCACCUUAUCUGAUGGCUGCACUUGUACCUAUCGCCGCGACGGAUUAUUUAAGGUUUAGGUUCCCAUACCUGAAUCGAAUAUAUGUAAGGGCACUCGGUGCUCUCAUGCGCGAGACGGAGUACAACUCAUGGAACGGCGUCAUAUGGUAUUUACUCGGUACAUGGACCGUGCUCUACUUCCUUCCUAAAGACGUCAGUGUUGUUGCAGUACUCCUCCUCAGCUGGUGUGAUACAGCUGCAAGCACUUUCGGGCGGGCCUGGGGCAGAUUCACUCCACGGAUCAGGAAAGGGAAAUCCCUUGCUGGCACUGCCGCUGCAUUUAUUGUCGGUGUUGUGACUGCUGUGGGUUUCUGGGGAUGGUUGGCCCCACGAACUGGACCGUUCCCUGGUGAUGACGAAUGGCCAUUUAUGUUCACGGGUGUACUGAGACUCCCUGGCGCCAUCCAGAAUGGUCUGAGCCUCACUGACUCUCAGAGCUCAAUUGGAGGAGGAGUUGCACUUGCAGUAAUGAGUGUGUGGACGGGUUUUGUUGCAGCGGCCAGUGAAGCUGUCGAUAUCUUUGGCUGGGAUGACAACCUAACCAUACCAGUUCUGAGUGGUAUCGGCAUCUGGGGCUUCCUCAAGGUCUUUUGUUAG